AUGACACUUUAUUACAUUGGGAAGGGUUCUCAAAUAACUGGCUAUGGUUUACAUGAUAUUGGUGACUACUUUGAAUUACCAUCACUCAAACCAAACCCAUUUGGUUCCAGUCUUUACAAUUUUGGUGCAUGGAGCUUUAGUUUGGAACCAAUGAAUACACAUAAUCAAUCAGGGUCAUGUCUAACGAGUAGUUUACACAAUUUACAAUUAGAAGUUACAACAAAACCAUUAACAGAAGAUUACUAUCUUGAUUUCUACUCAAUCUCACCUCAAUUUAUUCAACAAUGGAGUAAUGAUAUUCAACGUGUUUACAAUAUAUAA
Molecule: messenger RNA, 321 nt
Organism: Dictyostelium purpureum
Lineage: Eukaryota; Evosea; Eumycetozoa; Dictyosteliales; Dictyosteliaceae
Exons: 1
Coding region: 1-321 (106 amino acids)
Source: RefSeq, a predicted model, not a curated record